AUGGUCCCAAUGGAUUUUACUUCAAAUACAAUCGGUUUAAAAAGUCAUUAUAACCAACAACAACAACAACAUUUGAUUAAUACUAUAAUCUCCACACUUUCCGCACCAGAAAAAUAUACGAAUGUCUCAAGAGAUCAUUCAAAUGACUCGAAUUCAGCAGUUGAAGUUCAAGCAUAUGCUAAGCUAUCCGGUAAUAAAUGGACGUAUUAUAUUAAAGAUUUAGAAAUAUCCAUCGGCAGAGACACUGCAGAUGAGAAUAAAAACAUCACUUCAAAAGUACAUGUGGAUUUGGGUCCCGCUAAGGUGGUCUCGAGACACCAUGCCCAGAUUAAAUUCAAUAUGCAAAAUGGUGGAUGGGAAUUACAUUUAUAUGGAAGAAAUGGUGCUAAAGUCAAUUUCAAAAGAGUAUCACCAAAGCAUUCUCCAAUUGCUAUAAGUUCUGGUUCGAUCAUUGAUAUUGGUGGAACUCAAAUGAUGUUCAUUUUACCAGAUCAAGAACCACUGGUUAUUCAAACAUAUUUACAUUACUUGAUACCUAAACUUUCAUCACAUUAUGAUGUUUCCGGUAAAGAAGAUUCUAAAUUAUUAAAUGAUCUGAUUAAAAAUUCCGAUUAUUAUAAAAACAAUAUAAACAAUAUUCAAGAAUAUAUUAAAAAAAUUAUUCCAAAUUCACAUGCUCUGACCAAUUCUCACGGAAAUAUCCGUAGUGAUAACUCUCAAGGUUUGGAUAGUAAUCAGGAAAACAACGCAAAGUCAUUAGAUUUUUCAUCGAGUUUAGCGCUUGAUGAAAACAAACAUAUCAAACCACCACAUUCAUAUGCUACCAUGAUAACACAAGCUAUAUUAUCGACAGAAGAGGGAAUUAUUUCUUUAUCCGAUAUUUAUAGAUUCAUUUCUUCGAAUUAUUCAUAUUACAGAUUUGCUAAAACGGGAUGGCAAAACUCUAUUAGACAUAAUCUAUCUUUGAAUAAAGCAUUUGAUAAAGUUCCAAGAAAGCCAAACGAACCAGGAAAAGGUAUGAAAUGGAGAAUUAGUGAGGACUACCGUAAUGAAUUUUUGAAUAAAUGGAAUACUGGAAAGAUAUCCAAGAUAAGACGCGGAUCAUCAGUUGCUAGACAACUACAAUUACAUAUGUCCAAAUACAGUACAUUGCCUGCUCAAAAAGGAAGUUCUCCUCAAAUUAAUGAAUCUACAUCACUACAGCCAGCUUCAAGAACACUUCUACCAAUGACAAACUCUAAUAACCAACCAAAUGGCCUUUCAUUAGGACAAAGAACCAACUUACUGACACCGGAAUAUUUAAAGAAUACCCCAAUGCCAAUGAAACAACAGCAACAUCCUAUUACGAAAGGCGGUACUCACAAUCCUACCAAUAGUGCUUUAGUUUCUUUUACUGCAUCUUCAAAUUUGGUUCCUCCAGCAAAUCACGCAUCAAACCAUUCAUCUAUAAAUAUCCCAACCACCAAUUUAAUGGAUUUCAAUUCUGCAUAUCUAAGACCAAACGCUUUGCCAUCAAUUUCUACGAAACCAUUACCUUCCACCAUAGCGACAUUACUACCCACCAAUGCCAAUGCUUUUCAGUCACAAAACAUAUAUUCUAAAAAAGCAGGAAGCAUAUCACCAACAAACAACCCAUUAAUGAAUUCUCCAUCAAAGAGUUUCCAUAUAACAGCCAUUGAAGCAUAUACACCUGAGAGAGGCUCUACUGUGACAACUAGCAAAUCUCCAGCACGUAAUAAUAAUCACUUAGAAACUGUGAACGUGUUAGAUGAUAGAAAGUUAUAUAUAGGAAGUGAUAAAAACUUAUUAGUUCCACCAGCUAAUUUCAAUUCACAGUCUAUUGAUAAAAACCCAAAUGAGAACGAUGCAUCGAAAUCAUGGGGCUUAAACCAAUAUAAUCCAAUUCAUAAUAGAAUCACUCCAAAUGGAAUAACAGCCCAAUCCAAUAAUAGCACUGUACCAGCCAUAGAUAUUAACUCAUUGACUAACAAUUGA
Tetrapisispora phaffii CBS 4417 is the source of this 1995-nucleotide messenger RNA. It is a transcript of the gene FKH1, whose product is annotated as forkhead family transcription factor FKH1. NCBI's taxonomy places the organism in Eukaryota, Fungi, Ascomycota, Saccharomycetes, Saccharomycetales, Saccharomycetaceae. Gene Ontology annotation, molecular function: RNA polymerase II cis-regulatory region sequence-specific DNA binding; DNA-binding transcription factor activity, RNA polymerase II-specific; protein binding. Gene Ontology annotation, biological process: regulation of transcription by RNA polymerase II. Bases 1 to 1995 code for a protein of 664 amino acids. The record is from RefSeq and is a predicted model, not a curated record. The transcript has a single exon.